AUGUCCGCUACUGAACAGCCCGUCGCCGUCGAGGCCCCCGUUGCCGUUGAGACCCCUGUUGUCGCCGAGGCCCCCGCUGUCGUUGAGGAGGUUGCCGCCGAGGCUGCCCCCGUCGCCGCUGCCCCCGUCGAGGAGGCCGCUCCUGUCGUCGAGGCCGCCGCUGAGCCCGUCGUCGAGGCUGCCCCCGAGGCCGUCGCUGCCCCCGUCGAGGAGGCCGUUGCCGCUCCCGUCGCCGAGGCCACCGAGGCCCCCGUUGAGGCCGCCACUGAGGAGGCCGCCGCUGUCGCUGAGGCCCCCAAGGCCGUCAAGGAGGAGAAGAAGGCUGAGAAGCACGGCUUCUUCUCCAAGUUCUUCGCCAAGAAGGACAAGAAGCCCAAGGCUGCCCCCAAGGAGAAGACCCCCGAGGCCACCCCCGCCGUUGAGGCCCCCGUCGAGGCCGCUCCCGUUGAGGCCGAGGCCUCCCCUGUCGUUGCCGAGGAGACCCCCGUUGUUGCCGAGCCCACCACCACCACCGUCGGCACCGAGCCCACUGCUGAGGAGGUCAAGGCUGUUGAGCCCGUCGCUGAGGCCCCUGCCGCCGAGGCUGACGCCCCCGUCGUCCCCGCCAAGGAGUCUCCUGUCCACAAGGCCGAGGAGGCUGUUGAGAAGGAGGCCGCCAAGGCCCUCAAGGCCGGCCGUCGUCUCUCGGCUCGCUUCACCGGCUUCUUCAAGCCCAAGGACGGCAAGAAGGAGACCACCUCGCCCAAGUCGGAGCCCGUUACCGAGGCCGCCACCGAGGCCCCCGUCGUUGCCGAGACUGAGGCCGUCGCCGCCCCCGUCGAGGCCGAGGCCGAGGCCGCCGUUGCCGAGGAGGCCCCCAAGCUGGACGAGCCCGCCAAGACCGAGCCUAUCGAGAUUGAGGAGCCCAAGGCCGCCGCACCACCCGCCGCUACUCCCGUCGCCGCCGCGGCCUAG
This is a messenger RNA of Apiotrichum porosum, 954 nucleotides long. RefSeq lists its product as uncharacterized. Lineage: Eukaryota; Fungi; Basidiomycota; Tremellomycetes; Trichosporonales; Trichosporonaceae. The transcript has 4 exons. The record is from RefSeq and is a predicted model, not a curated record. The coding region runs from base 1 to 954 and encodes 317 amino acids.